AUGACCUUCCCACAGAGGCCCAGGCCUAGCGGCCUCCCUCCCGGGCCCCUUUCAGCCGAGGGCCCCACGGCGGGGUCGCAGCCCCUUUGCUGGUGGGGCCCAGGCUCCGGACCGGAAGUCGCUGUACGCCGGCUUCAGUUCCCCAGCCCGGCGACCCCGGCCCCGCCCCUGUCGCCUAGGCGACGAGGGGCCGCUGCGCAUCGGCUAGGCCGUGGGGAUCCACGCCCGAGUCGGAGGUACGCCGCCCCUCCCCUGUACCAGCGACCCCCAAACGCACGCCCCCGGCCCGCGGGGUUCGCGGCCCAGGUCGGCCUCCGGAGAGGAGCCGCACGCCGAGUUGGGUGCUCGGCCGGGCGUGGCAGCGGGGCUGGGUACGUGCCGGGGCCUCGCAGGGCACCUGGAGGCGAGCGGGGGUCCCAUCAGCACCACCUGUGCGUCCCUAGCCCCGCCGCUUCCGCCUGCAACCCGCCCGGGCGCGCUGUGUGUCGUGCCCUGGAGUGUGAACCGCAGAAAUUCCUUCAUUACAAGUUCCGUGUCCAGACCACCUCACAAAGAGAUGCUGAAUUCCAGGAGCAUGAAAAGAUUCUGUCUCCAGACUUUCUUUCAAUUGCCCAAAUCACUGAAAUGCUAGCAGAGGAUGUAGAUGGAGUUCAACGAAAACUGGAAAAGUUUUUGAAUUUCAAAAAUAUUCAAACGUGUUUAAAGGAAGCCAUUCUACUAGAUUAUUAUGUAUCUGGAUUUUUGUGGGCGAAAGGAAUGGAAUUUUCUGUUAUUCAGUCUUUAAAAUUUAUGACUUUACUAGAUAUGUUACUUCAUAAUCUUAGAAAGAGAUGCUGA
Messenger RNA from Manis javanica (Malayan pangolin), 837 nucleotides. NCBI's taxonomy places the organism in Eukaryota, Metazoa, Chordata, Mammalia, Pholidota, Manidae. The record is from RefSeq and is a predicted model, not a curated record.